AUGCUACAAUCUAACACAGAAAAUGAUACUGUAGCUCCAGUGUUCCCCAUAGAGCAAGAUAUAAACGCUGCACCUGAUGCCGUUCCAUUGGUGCAGACAACAACGUUACAAGUUUUCGUGAAGCUUGCUGAACCGACAGUGUUUUUGAAAGGCUUUGAAACCAACGGAUUGUCUGAAAUAGCCCCCAGUAUCUUAAGAGGAUCCCUUAUCGUCAGAGUAUUGAAACCAAAGAAAUUGAAAAGUAUAUCGAUAACGUUCAAAGGAAUCUCUAGAACAGAAUGGCCAGAAGGCAUACCACCAAAAAGAGAAGAGUUUUCAGACGUUGAAACUGUUGUUAAUCACACUUGGCCAUUUUAUCAAGCAGAUGACCAUAUGAAUUCAUUCACUUUGGAGGAUCACAGCUCAAAUAAGUCGUCUAAUCGCCCAUCUGUAAGUGAUGAAGACUAUAUACUCGAGAAAAGUGGUGCUUCAAUAUAUAUUCCACCAGCCACUAGACCCGUCAAAGAUAACAGCAAUUUGAGUCUGGAUGCGUACGAACGCAAUUCACUCUCGUCAGAUAACCUAAGUAACAAGCCAGUGUCAAGUGAAAUUUCUAACGAUAGUAGUAUACCUCCGGUUGUUCAGAAAACGCCAGAGGGCUCAUAUAGUCGAAGAGGAUCGGUACCCGCAAAUUUUCACGGUAAUACGUUGUCACCACACACCUUCAUAUCAGAUUUGUUUACAAGAACAUUCAGUAAUAAUGGUGCUACUCAAAGUCCAGAUCAAGAAGAUAAUUAUAUCACGCCGUCCAAAGACGCGAAAGAGGUUUUUACCUUUCGGCCAGGUGACUAUAUUUACACUUUUGAGCAACCAAUAUCACAGACUUAUCCUGAGAGUAUAAAUGCCAAUUUUGGUUCCGUGGAGUAUAGACUCUCAUUAGAUAUGGAACGGUUCGGUGCAUUCAAAUCAGCCAUACACGCUCAAUUACCCAUUCAAGUCGUACGGCUUCCCUCUGAUGGUUCGGUGGAGGAAACUGAAGCUAUUGCAAUCUCGAAGGAUUGGAAGGAUCUUCUACAUUAUGACGUAGUCAUUUUUUCAAAGGAAAUUGUUUUGAAUGCAUUUUUACCCAUCGAUUUCCAUUUCGCUCCAUUGGAUAAAGUUACCUUACAUCGAAUAAGAAUAUAUCUAACCGAGUCCAUGGAAUACAUUUGUAAUAGUAACACUAAUCAUGAAAAGGCUCGUCGAUUGGAGCCAACCAAAAAAUUUCUGUUAGCUGAACACAAUGGUCCAAAACUGUCGCACAUUUCUGCUGGUUCGAAUCCGUUGAAGGCCAAAAACAGGGGAAACCUCCUAUUAGAUGAAAAAUCCGGCGAUCUAGUGAACAAAGAUUUCCAAUUCGAGGUAUUUAUACCAAGUAAGUUCACAAAUAGUAUACGAUUACACCCCGAUACCAACUAUGAUAAAAUUAAGGCUCAUCAUUGGAUAAAAAUUUGCCUUCGUCUUUCCAAAAAAUUCGGAGACAAUAGAAAACAUUUUGAAAUUACUAUUGAUUCCCCGAUCCACAUAUUAAAUCAACUGUGCUCCCAUGCGAACACUUUACUACCAAGUUAUGAAAGCCAUUUUCAAUACCGCGAUACAAAUGGCAAUCUUGCGCCAGCGGCAGACCAACCGAAUUACGCAACUCAUCACGACUCGAAUUUUUUCUUUCCAAAGGAAGUUCUAUCAUCACCUGUUCUCUCACCAAAUGUGCAGAAAACCAACAUCAAAAUACCGUCUGAUCUUCCGGUCGUCCGUAACAGAACUGAAAGUGUGGAGGACAAUAAGUCAGAUGAUGUUUCCAAGAAAAAGACCCAAAGCUGUAACGUCUUCGCAUCCAAACAAUUGGUCGCAAACAUUUAUAAACCUAACCAAAUCCCAAGAGAAUUAACAUCCCCUCAGGCAUUACCAUUGUCCCCCAUCGCCUCACCGAUACUGUACCAUCAGCCGUUAUCAAACUCACCUCCUCCAGAUUUUGAUUUUGAUAUAGCCAAACAUGGCAUGUCCGAUGAAAACGCUAUUCCUGUCGAUCCUCCAAGCUAUCUCGAUGUUCUACAGGCUGAUGGUAUUGGUUUACCGUGUUAUGAUACCGGUUCAUCUAAAAUUCCAGAACUUAAGUUGAAUAAGUCUAGGGAAACGUUGGCUAGCAUCGAGGAGGAUUCCUUCAACGGUUGGUCACAGAUCGAUGAUUUAUCCGAUGAAGAUGAUAAUGAUGGCGAUAUAGCAUCCGGUUUUAACUUCAGACUAUCAAACAGCGCUUCCAGUGAAAAUAUUAAUUCGCACACUCCUAUUUUACAGUCUUUAAACAUGAGCCUCGAUGGAAGAAAGAAAAAUCGCGCCAGUCUACAUGCGGCGCCAGUAUUACCUAGUACAGUAAGACAGAGUAAUCAACAUUUUAAUGAUAUAAGCCAAAUGCUAGGCAGUGACGAUGGUGAUACUUCGAAAGGACAAUCAUUGACCCCCAAUAAAAAACUGCCAAUACUUAAAAUCAAUGAUAAUAUCAUACGGCCAAAGAGUGAUAGUAGAUUUGAUGAUCUCGGAGACGGAAGGGAUUCUUCAGUAGAUAUCACAGCAUUCUAUGAUCCAAGAAUGUCAUCGGAUUCCAAAUUUGAUUGGGAAGUAGCCAAGAAUCGUAUAGAUCCAACAGGUUAUUCUGUAAAUGUUGCCAGUGACAAUCGUGUAAUGGACGACUUUAAGAAAGCAUUUCGCGAAAAGAGAAAGUGA
Molecule: messenger RNA, 2739 nt
Organism: Saccharomyces kudriavzevii IFO 1802
Lineage: Eukaryota; Fungi; Ascomycota; Saccharomycetes; Saccharomycetales; Saccharomycetaceae
Gene: ALY1
Product: Aly1p
Exons: 1
Coding region: 1-2739 (912 amino acids)
Biological process (GO): ubiquitin-dependent endocytosis
Cellular component (GO): cytoplasm; cytosol
Molecular function (GO): protein-macromolecule adaptor activity; ubiquitin protein ligase binding
Source: RefSeq, a predicted model, not a curated record